This is a messenger RNA of Acipenser ruthenus (sterlet), 9547 nucleotides long. RefSeq names its product casein kinase I. Gene Ontology annotation, cellular component: nucleus; cytoplasm; plasma membrane. Gene Ontology annotation, molecular function: protein serine/threonine kinase activity; ATP binding. Gene Ontology annotation, biological process: peptidyl-serine phosphorylation; signal transduction; positive regulation of canonical Wnt signaling pathway. Bases 503 to 1906 code for a protein of 467 amino acids. NCBI's taxonomy places the organism in Eukaryota, Metazoa, Chordata, Actinopteri, Acipenseriformes, Acipenseridae. The transcript has 14 exons. The record is from RefSeq and is a predicted model, not a curated record.
CGACCCGGAAGUGUUCCCAGGCGGGUGGUGCUGGAUCAGCACUUCCGGGACUGCAGGAACCUUUCAGAGCUCCGAAGAGACAGCGAGAAAAAAGGGGUAAAAAGCUGUUGGAUAAAAUAUAAAGCUUUAACACGUCCAGACUUGUCGAUAACACCACCUGGACUGGGAUCGCUAUCAGAACCGACGGCAUCGAACAGAACCAACACAGAGUAAAAGGUGGUCAGAGUCCUUCCCCUAAGAAGCCAGUGUGGAUCCCUGUGGCAGGCGCUGACAUUCUCUCAUUGUGAUGAAGUGACAGCAUGCUGCGGUAAAGGGAGGCUGGCCUUGGCCCAUGUGCACACUUGGAGCUGCUUUUUUUAAUUUUUUAUAGUUCUGUAUAUUUUUUUUUUUUAAAUACUGUUCUCGAGAGGGGGAGCUCAGGCUCAGACUGCCAUUCUUGGCUGGCUGGCUGGCUGGCUGGCAGGGACUGAGAGCUGGGAGGGUGAAGGACUUGCCUUGAAUCAUGGAUCACCCGAUCAGAGACAAGGAGACGGAGCGAGGGCAGAGGGCCAGCAAGGCGCUGCAGGGACGCAGCGGGCACCGGCCAUCCAGCUCCACCACUUCCUCUGGGGUCCUCAUGGUGGGGCCCAACUUUAGAGUGGGCAAGAAGAUCGGCUGCGGCAACUUUGGGGAGCUCCGACUGGGUAAAAAUCUGUACACAAACGAAUACGUAGCCAUCAAAUUGGAACCAAUCAAGUCCCGGGCUCCACAGCUGCAUCUAGAAUACCGCUUUUAUAAGCAGCUGGGCAGCACAGCAGAGGGAUUGCCCCAGGUGUUUUACUUUGGCCCGUGUGGGAAGUACAAUGCCAUGGUCCUGGAGCUACUGGGUCCCAGCCUAGAAGACCUGUUUGACCUCUGCGACAGGACUUUCUCACUUAAGACUGUGUUAAUGAUAGCCAUACAGCUGAUCUCGCGGAUGGAGUACGUGCACUCAAAGAAUUUGAUAUACAGGGAUGUGAAGCCCGAGAAUUUCCUCAUUGGACGGCAGGGCAACAAGAAGGAACACAUUAUUCACAUAAUAGACUUUGGACUGGCCAAGGAGUACAUAGACCCUGAAACCAAAAAACACAUCCCCUACCGGGAACACAAGAGCUUGACCGGGACUGCCAGAUACAUGUCCAUCAACACUCAUCUAGGGAAAGAACAAAGUCGGCGGGAUGACCUGGAAGCAUUAGGCCAUAUGUUUAUGUAUUUUCUUCGGGGCAGUCUUCCUUGGCAGGGGCUAAAGGCAGACACCCUGAAGGAACGCUAUCAGAAGAUCGGAGACACAAAACGAAACACUCCCAUAGAGGUUCUCUGUGAGAACUUCCCAGAAGAGAUGUCCACGUACCUGCGCUAUGUGAGACGGUUAGAUUUCUUUGAAAAGCCCGACUAUGAAUAUUUACGGACGUUGUUUACUGAGCUGUUUGAGAGGAAAGGCUACACGUUUGAUUACACUUACGACUGGGUCGGGCGGCAAAUUCCCACGCCAGUGGGGUCGGUUCACGUGGAUUCAGGAACAUCAGCGAUCACACGCGAGAGUCACGUCCACAAAGACCGGCCUUCCCAGCAACAGCCGCUCCGCAAUCAGACGGCUUCUUCAGACCGCAGAGGAGCCUGGGAAGUGCAGCCCAAUCGGCAGACAAAUACCUCUUACCUAACGUCCCACCUGGCUGCGGACAGGCACGGGGGAUCAGUACAGGUUGUCAGUUCGACCAAUGGAGAGCUGAAUGCAGACGACCCCUUGGCUGCCCACUCCAAUGCACCAAUCACAGCCCAGGCAGAGGUGGAGGUGGUGGACGAGGCUAACUGCGUGAAAAUGCUCAACUUGUGGUGCUGCUGCUUCUUCAGACGGAAAAGGAAGAAGAACACGCCGAGACACAAAUGACGCCGUUUUUAAAAGAAAUUCUAAAAAAAAAUAAAAAAUAAAAUAAAAUAAACUCCUCCUCCAGGGACCUGUGUGUGCGAGCGGCGUGUACGUUCCAAUCUGCUCGUCUCCGAAGGAAAUGAAAUUGUCUUUUGGUUUCUUUUUUUUUUUUUUAAAUGGAUCUCUUGUUGCUUCAAGCCUGAGCCUUCUGCUGGGAUAGAGGAUCUACAAACCACUCAGGCAGGAUUGCACUUCUUAACUUACUGUGUCUAUUAUUAUUGAUUUAUUAUUUAGAAUGUCUUUUUUUCCAGCAGUUUGGGUUAAAAGGGGACUCUGAAAGGACUUGUUCUGGCUUUCCUGGCUGGUACUCCUGCUGUGUCACUGAAAGAAACUGGGGGUUAUAGAGAGACAAUGACUGACCUUAAAGUGGAGUCGUGCGCUCCUACAUCCCUUCCCCUGUUCUCCUUGGUCUCCCCAGGACCUCACUGUAAACAAGACUUUGCGUCUCAGGGGGGAGGGGCAUUUCCUGGCUUAAAUUAAAGAGAGUAAACUAAAACUGACAGUCAAGAAACACAUGUGUUUUUUUCAUACAUUUUUUUAUGUAGCUUAUAUACUGUGAGAACUUUUGUGAUCUACUGUUUCAUUUUUCAUCCCAAAGGAUUGCUGUUUAUUUCGUUUAGGUGGAUGCUUUUUAAUGCACAUAGAAAGCUAACCCUCUACACUGCAUGAGGACUAAAGUCAUGCUUUUUAUCAGGACCUGUUCGCACUGAAUUGAGGGGGGUGACCUGGAAUGUGUGCGAAUGGAGAACAUGCAAGCUGAUGUAGAUGGAUGGACAGACAGGCUGGGGAGAUGGUACAGCAGCUCAAAUCCCACCUUCCCUACAAUACACAGUUGUGAUGACAGUUUUUUAAGGUCGUAGUGGCUUUGCAAGAAAACUGCAUCACCUGUGUCAUUUUCUAGCCGUUCACGUAUUCACGUCUGUGAACGCCUUCGUGUGGAUCUUGCAGUCGAGUUGCUGAGGGGAUGAUGGCACAUACAGACAAGCCCUGCCCCGGCAGCAGUUUGCUUUUCUUUUCUUUUAAAAGUCUUUCAGCAUUAUUCUCUUUCAAAAAUAAAAAAAAAUCACCUGAUAGUUUAAAACGAAACAAAAUCUUCUUCCCCAGUUCAAACUCGCCUGAAUUACCCAGUAACUGAGCAAGAACAAAAAAAUGUAGGAAAUAAUUGCUGUGGAAUUGAACAUCCCAGACCCCAGGUGGCGCCGUUUCCUUCAAGAAAGAACAGGUGUUGUGGGCAAUCAUAUUAGUAACUCUGAUAUGGCACCCUGGUUAGAGUGACCUAUUCCAAUGCUUAUUUAAUAUAUGUCUCAUUCACUGUUAACCACAGGCGCAUAGUUUGAUCCUAAACCGAAUUCUCAGCAUCUAGCAAUACGUAUUUAGAAUUAAGUGUGUAACACAUCCUGGUGUUUCUAUUGGGAUAGUGAUCACAACAGGGAUAGUACUAAAUGAGAUCAUUUGUGUGGUAAGAAAGGAGAUAGAAAGAAUGUGUUUAAAAAAAGAUGUUGUUUAGUCAGCUGUUCAUAUGGUACCCACUGCCAAAAUAAAAAUAAGUCUGGCACAGUGAUGAUUAAAUCUACAAGUUGAGGUCAGUUUGGAUUGCAGUCCCAGUGCAGCAGGGAUGGUAAAAGGUCUUGGACACGUGCUAAAUCUGCAGUUUUCCUUUGCAUAGAAGACAGCAUCUAAUACUUAAUCAAUAAUGAUUUCUGUAUAUACAUGCAAAUAAAAUGUGGGGCCAGCUACUAGUACACAAGGCGUGGAGUUGAGUGGGUUUAGAAGAAAUGUUAAAAAAAAAUGCAGGGCACUUUAAGGUGUAUGCGUUUUAUUUUUAAGCUAAUUGACUAAUGCUGCCAGUACCAUACAAAUUGAUAAGCUUUUCAUGCAUACAACCAGGUUUCUACAAAAGCACCUGUAAAGGCAGAUUCUGGCUUCUCUUGAUUGGUCUGAAUAAGUGGUGGUGGGAUGCAGUGUUUCCUGAUGUUGCGUUUGUAUUUAUUUGUGAAGAGCUGCUGGGCUUCAGUUUCACACUCAGACGUGGUUUAAGUGAGCCCUAGUCCAUAGCGAGUGGAAACCAAAAGCCAUGCAGAACACCUUGAGUUCCUUACUUAAUAAAACUUUUUUUUUUUCGGGGCGAAUGGGAUGCCAUGUUUUUAAAACCUGUUUCGUACAAAAAUCCCACACAAAUAAAGAAAUAAAAGCCUUCGCACCUUGUUUUAGUAAGUUCAACUAGAUUCAGUCUCAACCAGCUGCUGAGAAAUCAAAACCGGAAAAUGAUCAAACCCCCGUGAAAUCAUUUGAAGAGAGGGAAUCAGAAAUGAAUACUGUUUUAAUAAAAACCUGUAUGAUAAUGAAAAUACUUAUUUUAUAACCCUUAUAAAAACGUGAUCAUGAUUUUGGACCACAGUAGUUACUUUGUCUGUUGGAUAUUUGAGCUUGGAUGGUAACCAUGGCACCUAGCACUGGGUUCAAACCGAUGCUGCUUUCUGCUCCAUAGACGCUCAGGGCAAUGUCCUGACUGACAGAGAGAGUAAUAAUUAGUGUGAAAGCCUGAGGGGUUGUCUGGCAUGUGUUAGUGUGCCCGCUUUUACUCGGUAUGCGCUUCAUUGUGUUAGUUAAACCUAUUUAAAAAACAUUGUCUGUUGUCUGCUAAUCUGGGCCUGUACCCCUCUUUGACCUGCAAUGUUGCCCUGAUUUGUCCUUUACUGUUAAGAUAAUGCGACAUUUAAUUCCCCACCAUGAUUCCCCAACAUGAGCACCACCUAGUGUCACUAAAGUGUAUUGACACAUUCAAAUCUUUAUCUGAUUGAGAGACUCAAGUAACCAUGUUAAGUAUAGGCGAUUUUGUAGCCUAGUUAUUAUCUAAAAAUAUAUCUUUACAUUUUUCAUUAAAUAAGUCAAUCUGUGGUUCAAAACAAUAAAUAGGACUUAUUGGGUUUCUUACUUUUCAAAAGUUUGACUCAAUCCCUCAUCUUCGGACUGCCAAAAGCCUCGAGGACAGCUCUUGUAAACUCUGAAUAUAGUUUCAAUGUGCUUUCCUAAAACAUGUCUGUAUGUGCCUAUAAAUGUAUGUACAAAUGUUUGACUAAUUGAGAGAAUGUUAAAACAGCAACGUUGCAGAGGGAAUUGCUUUGGAGAAUUCUAUUCUGUAAAUAUUGUCCGUAAUACAUUUUAAAACAAUUCUGAUUAGGAGAUGAUCGUUUUUUGUUUUUUUUUUAACCUUAUAAAUUAAAGUAGAACAUCUUAUUACAUUUUUUUGUGUCAAACUUAUGGGCCAACUGAUACUGUUUUUAGACUUUUAACUACUGGUUAAACCGAGUGCAGUACUUGAUUGGGUUAACCUCCGUGCACUCUGAUGUCCCACACUGUUCAGUAUUAAGAGGGGAUCGGGGUCUUGAUUGCACAGGCUUGUAUAGGAAGAACUAGGGGGAGAAGAUCUUGUAAUUUGCUACAGGUUAAUGAACGCUGGCCACUUGCCUCACAGAAUCUUCAUCGCUGAGGAAUUGAGUGCUUAUUGAAAGAGGAUAAAAAUAGCUAAUACCAAAUUCAGAAAUGUACCUCCAUGCUUUCAGAAGUGGUACAGAAGCAUGUUGAAAUGAGUUUAAGGGAGGAUCUUCUUAUUGGGGGGCUGAUCUGAUUGUUACUGGAGCUCAGUUGUGUUGGUUCCCAGUUCAGGCAGUCAACAAAACGUCUCAAAAGAAAUGCAAAUCAUUGGGAUCUCUUUUAUAAAAAUCUGAUAUUUGGGAAAACGGAAUGAAAGGGGGAACCAUGGUUGUAAACUUGCGUGCGUUUCUUAUUUUUCUCCUAAACAAGAAUUAAUGUUUUUGGAGGAUUCCCUUUUUGUGAACGCAGUUCUAAAAGUAGCGAUCACCCUCCUGUCUGUGCUGGCCACACCUCGCAAGUUUGCAACAUGAACUUUGUUUUUUUUUUUUUGUGUGUUUUUAAAUGUGAAUUGAAAUUUUUUAUUUUUUAUUUUAUUUUGUAAACUUCUAUUUUUUGCUUACCCAAAUGGCCAUGCUGUAUAAAGCAGCUGGUGAAUUUGACUGCACUACAUUUCUUGCUUAAUGUUUACCUUGAAAGGAACACCCAUCCUGUACUGUACUGUAAUCUUGCGAGGCCUGGUACAGAUGGCCUUUUUAGUCUUAUAAGGCUAAUGGACAAUACCUAUGAAAUCAUUACCAACAUGCUUCCUUUUUAUUUAUUCCUUACUUUUGUUCUCUUUUUUUAAAAUGUGUUAUUUAUAAUUCUACUAAAACAGAAGUGCGGGGAGUGAUGGAAAAUAUUGUGUUUUAUCGACAAGCUGGUCAUCUUUAUUAAGCUACAACCACUUCUAUAGCUGAUUUUCAUGCAAAGGUAGUCUUUUUGACAAGUUGGUCUGUAUAUGUGCACAACUGUAACUAAAGUUUUAAGUUUUACUCUCGAGUCGAAAUUAUAUGUAAGACUUACUUGAAAAAAAUGGGAGGUAGUUUCGGGUUGUAUAGUUAAGCUUAUGAAUUCUGAGAUGCUUGUAAACAAACUUUGCAUUAAUUAAAAAAUAAAAUAAGAGUGAAUGGUAUUACACUGCUGCAAUACAUAAUGUGCCUCUGAUUCAUUUUAGGCUUAAUAUGUAGAAUUGUCUGGUCCUGUUAGCCCCUGUAACCAUGACAACCAACAUGGGCGUUUUUUGUUGUUUUUUUGGUCUCUUGUUUACACCAUUUCCGUUUUAGUUUAGAGGUUGCUGAUGUACCAAUGUCCCUUGGAAUAAUUUUCAUACAGAACAGACAAUUGGGCUUUUCUAACUCUUCGUAUCUUGGGCGGUGCUGUUUGUUAGUGCCCUUAGUAAUUCCAAAGCCUGUUUUCAUCCAGACCUGGUCAUUUGAAUAGGACUCCUGUUAAAGGCCAUGAGGCCACUGAUAAAGGCAACUAGGUGUAUGUGAUACUUUCAGACAUGUUUUAUGCUUAAAUAAAAGCCGAUUUUAACAUUGUUACUUAAACUCUCCCCAUUGGGGGAGAAAAAGCUCAAUUAUCACCUAGAGCUAGUUGCUUGAAAAGCUACCUUAUUUAUUUAUUUCCUUUAGCCAGAUACUCAGUGGAGUGACCCCCUGUGGGUCAUUUUAAAGAUAACUCGUCUUCAGUAUACAGUGGGUCAGAAACCGGCUUUGGUCAAUUUGCUCUGUUGUAUGUAGUUGGAAGCCCAAUAGAGCUGGUGCAGGGUUAUUCAGAGGUCUGAAAUCAUAAGCCAAAGAAACACCUGGGCCUGACAAAUCUAAUCUCCCUACUGUAUCUGAUUUAUUUUUUACUGAAAUGAUGAGGUGCCAUCAGCCUCUGCAAUUAGGCCCCCUAAUAAGCCUGCUAUGAAAAAUAUGAAUUGAUAUCUGACUUACUAAAAAUCAAACCAGUAAUACAGUGUUUUAUGCCAGAAGAGAUCCAGGUAAUCACAGAGGGGAAAAGUGCUUACCAUAGCCAAUGCAGGUUUCGCAUGGUCACGAUUGCUACAAUUAUUAGCACCUGAUCACAUUAGUAACGAAUCAUUUCUUAAUAGUGUUAGCUGAUAAUCUUUGAUAGCUGCUUUCACAGACCCUAAUUUAGCAGUAAUCUUGUACUGCUGAAUGUUACCUUGUGGUAAUCAGGGUGGCUUGGAGUAGUUUUCCUAAUCUGGAUGAAUCACAAAUAAUUCAUAUAUGUUGUAUAUUUUUCUCGGUCAGAGAUAUGGUUAAUACAGCCUGUGAUUUAAGACAUCUGAAAAGCCCUGUAGAAUAAUGCUUAUACAGCCAACAACAGCAUAAAGCAUGAGUGUCGUUUGGUUUGCAGGUAUCAAAGGUGAAGAUAAAUGUAGUGGUCUUUGGAUGUGAAAUGGGUUAAGGUUUCUCUUAGAUUCAAAGAAACUUCUUUCUGUAAAUUGUACGAGUUCCCACGAUGGUGCUGCAGUGCAUUCUAAACCUCCAUGGAAAUCGCACAGCUACCCCAGACCACUUGUGAAUUCAAGCUGAAGUUUGAUAACUAUCUGAGACGCACAGAGAGGUGUAGGAAACACUGCAAAAGUUGCUAAUGCUGUAUGAUGCUUUCAGAGUUCAGGUGAAGUUAAAUUGGGAAACGGCCCCCUGGACUUCUGUCUGUUUACUGAUUGCUGGCAGAUCAGAGCACUGAGCAAUUCCAUCCCCCCCCUUUGGAGUGGCAGAUAUUAAAACAAGUGCAUGGAACUAACUGGAUUUGUUUUUUCCAGCCACAGCUACAUUGCUGUCCAAAUUCACUGGAUGUCUUCCAUAAGACAUCAAAUAAUGUUUGCAUCAAAUCAAAUACAAUCACUUGGGAUUUCUUACAUGUUUCUGAAUUGUAAGUCCACGGAACAGAUUAUUGCUUCCCUUUUUUGGGAGGGGUGGGGGGAUAAAUGCAUUACUUACUGUUCCAGCUUCUUUAUUUGUCAGAUGUAAUUACCAGUGAGAUGUAAAGACAGGUGAUUUCUCUUCCACCAGUAGCUGCACAAAACAAAUGAACCCAUUAACUGCCCAUUUCUCUUUCUCUAAACUUGUAAAACAUAAAUGUGUCUCUUUCUUCAGCCCUGAUGUUAAAUUACUGGCAGAUGUCUUUGGGGUUUCUUCCUGUCAGACAAACUUGUACUGAAAUAAGGAAUCCCAAGAAGGCUGCUGCCAGUAGAUUUUCCAUUGGGUCUACUCAUGUAGAUACCUUUUCCAUCUGCGCAACUGAGCAGCCACAAGUUAAAUGUAUAACAUAGAUGGGUAUUACAUAGCAUACGAAUAUCCACUAAAUGUGAUUUAAUUUAACUGCAAGGAAUUGCAAGGAAUGAGUUUUUAUUUAAAUAUAUAUAUAUUUCACAUUUCAGAGGGAUUGGUAAAUCCUGUUAAAGUGCAGGUUUGUGAGUUUUUAUUCCUGAGCAUUGUAGCAUUUGUGUGUGUUGUAUUUAAUUUCCUACAGAAGCUGAUGUAUUCAAGUUUAAACAUGGGAGAUAUUCACAAAACAGAUGUCUUCAUGUACUGUCAUUUAUUGUCCUGUCUGUUGCCCUUUUUAUUGCUUUUCUGUAUUUGUUUAUUUUAAUUUUUAAUGAGAUGCUGGUUAUGAAGAUUGACUGUAAUUGUCACUUUGUUUUAAGUUGUAAAUUGUACGAAACAGGCCAUUGGAUAUUUUUUCGAAUCAAGUUUAAAAUGUAGACAUGUCUCUUUGGAACAGUUCUGUAAAAGAAAAUGCCGCCUUUUGUUCAGAUUCUAUUUUUUGAUUUCCAGAAAAAAGAAAUUGAAAUGUGUCCUACAGUAAUUUAUUCAUACUUUUACUCUUGGCUCUGGUUUCAAAACUCUUCAGUGGGGGGAAAAAAAUAAAUCUUAAAAUUGUAUUAUUAAUAAUAUUAUUAUUGUGUUGAAUGUGAAUGUUGCUUAAAAUGUAUUUGAACGGUUUAACCUGGUAAAGGGCUUCAAUUGUGAAGGACCUUUUUUUUUUUUUUUUUUUGCCGGAAAAGGUCCUGAUGCUGUUGUCUGUCUUAAAAUGCCUAUUUUCCAGGGCUUUGUGUGAAACACUCAUCACAUGUGACCUUUGAAAUUACACUUUGUAUUCCCUCUGCAUUCAAAGGGAAACUCAAGUUUGCACCCUUUUUUAUGUAAAAUAAAAUGUCUCUUAACCUUU